AUGGCAUUAAUCGAACGGUCCACAUUACAAAAAAUUAAGGAAGUUAUAUCCUCCCACUUAAAAGAUUAUUUUUCAUUUACAGCUUCCGAACUAGUAAGAAAAAAUCCACCAACAUGGUAUUGCGAGAAUAAAAAAUUAGUUUAUAAUAUGGCAUGUCCAAAUGGGGCUGAUUCAUUUCAUGGAACUUUGAAGUAUACACAAUGGACACAGUUUGACUUACCAAAAAGUUUUAAUGUUGAAGAAAGGAAUGGGAUUGGAGGUGGAAGAAAAGGAAAAUUAGAGAUUGAAGUAUUAAAUGAUGUAUUUGAUUAUUCUCCACCUGAUGACGAUAAUACUCAUCCAGCUCUUUGCUCACUUCGUGAUAAGCUUUGUACCAUGCAAGAUGGGUCACAAGCAAAAACCAAAAUGUUUACAUCCGGAAAAUCUAUUGCGACUCCUGUAUUAAUUCGUGGUGUAGAACGUCGUGCCUUCGUCAAAACUGAUUUUAAUGAAGCUGAAGGUAGACCUUAUGGUCUUUAUGGGAAUCAAUUUGCAAUAGCUGAAAAAAGUGCUGUAAAGUUGGCUACCACUGUUUUUGAUGAAAGAUUGGACAGUAGAGGUAAACCUUAUUAUUCAAAUAUUAUUGCUAUGGAGGCUCCAAAAUAUGGAAAUGGAAGUUAUACUAAUAGUACUAUUAGAACGAUUCUUGAAACAGCCUAUAGUGGGUUUUUGGCAGCUAGAUUUGAAAGUUUAGUAGAAACCGGUGUGUUGGAAAGGAGGUAUAAAAAUGAAGAACAUACGGUUAUUCCCGAAAAAGAAGAUACAAUCGUACCUAGAGUUAUUAUUAAUACAGGCAAUUGGGGAUGUGGUGCUUAUGGAGGAAAUAUUUCAAUCAUGGCAUGUUUACAAUUCGCAGCUGCCCAUUUGGCUGGUAUUGAUAAAGUGGUUUAUCAUGCCGUAGAUAAUAGAUCUCGAAAUGAGGUUGAUAUUGGAUUAGAAACUUAUAGAGAAUUGAUAAUGGAUGUAGAUGGGAUGAUUAAAUGUGCUGUUUGUUAUCUGUUACAUAAUGCCACAUUUAAAAUUACUGUUACUGCGUUAUAA
This is a messenger RNA of Racocetra fulgida, 1080 nucleotides long. Lineage: Eukaryota; Fungi; Glomeromycota; Glomeromycetes; Diversisporales; Gigasporaceae. The record is from the annotation of a GenBank genome assembly.